UGGUCGGACGUUCAGGUGUUGCACUGACGUAAGCUAUUUCCUGAACAGAAGGGUCAUGUCCACAAGCGAGUAGCCGGUGAUUAUAGAUAAAUAUUACUGAAUUUCUGAGUUACAUAGAUUAGAAAACAAAAGUACUAGGCCCCGGUGUUUGGAGAAUGUUGCGGACGCUUUGUCGGAGCGGUGGAUUGCUGUUAAAGCAAAGCCAGCGGACGGUACCCAAGCUAUGGGUUACUCCAGCUCAGCAAAGAUGGGCAUCCAGUUUACCCAUGAACACUGUGGUCCUGUUUGUACCCCAACAAGAGGCCUGGGUUGUGGAGAGGAUGGGUCGCUUUCACCGCAUCCUAGAGCCGGGUUUGAACUUUCUUAUACCUGUUCUUGACCGGAUUCGCUAUGUGCAAAGUCUCAAAGAAAUUGUAAUUGAUGUCCCAGAGCAAUCAGCAGUAUCUCUAGAUAAUGUAACACUUCAAAUUGAUGGAGUGCUUUAUUUAAGGAUUCUAGAUCCAUUUAAGGCAAGUUAUGGAGUUGAAGAUCCAGAGUAUGCCGUCACGCAGCUGGCACAAACCACCAUGCGUUCAGAGCUGGGGAAACUGACGUUGGAUAAAGUUUUCAGGGAAAGAGAGUCACUAAAUUCAAACAUUGUCCACUCAAUCAACCAAGCAUCAGAUGAGUGGGGAAUCCGCUGCCUUCGAUAUGAAAUUAAAGACAUCCAUGUUCCUCCUCGCGUCAAAGAGUCUAUGCAAAUGCAGGUAGAAGCAGAGCGUAAGAAAAGGGCCACAGUGCUGGAGUCUGAAGGAACAAGGGAAGCGGCCAUUAAUGUGGCUGAGGGCCGUAAACAAGCCCAGAUUCUGGCUUCAGAGGGUGAAAAGGCCGAGCAGAUUAAUAAAGCUGCUGGUGAGGCUCAGGCAGUGCUGGCCAAAGCUGAGGCAAAAGCGAAGGCUAUUCGUCUGCUUUCAGAUGCUCUGACAGAACAGAAUGGAAACGCUGCUGCAUCUCUCAGUGUGGCUGAGCAGUACGUGUUGGCCUUUUCAAAUCUGGCCAAAGAGAGCAACACCAUCCUUCUACCCUCAAACACUGGGGAUAUUAGCGGAAUGGUCACACAGGCAAUGAGCAUUUAUAGUACAUUGGCAAAGACAAAAACAGCAAUACCAAGUUUGGCACCAAAGUCAGAAGAUGAGAAGAACGCCGAUGAGGAAUCUGGGAGCCUGUCAGCAUGAUUUUUACAUUAACUGACUGUUUGAAGUAACUUUUUUGAACACCUUACACGUCUGGGUUCUGAGACAUGGAGAGAAAACUAAAGAGACCAGUAGAAAAACUAGACAAAAACAAUAAUGCGGGAUUCUGUAUAGCUGGCUAUGUCAACCGUAAUAUUUCCACCAAAUCACCGAAUUGAUUAAUUAAAUGAUGUUGUGUUGAGUCCUUGUAUUAAAAGGAACCUUUAUUUCCUUUACCAAUUAGCAGAAAAAAGUUUGCCACAGAACUUAUUACUCAUGAAAAUGUUCCUAUCCUUGACUAAGGUCUUAAAGUGACUGUGUUUACAAAAGGUGUAAAAACAAGUGUAAUUCUCAUACACUGGAUUAGACAGUUUAAGUUAUCAGAUAUGUGGGAUAUUCAGGAAAUGAGUAGACAAUGAGAUUUAUAAACUUCCCCCAACAUAAUCUAUUGUUGUUGUUUUUUUCCUGUUUGGAUUUAAAUAAAACUAUUGUUUGUA
Messenger RNA from Boleophthalmus pectinirostris (great blue-spotted mudskipper), 1708 nucleotides. RefSeq names its product stomatin (EPB72)-like 2 (gene stoml2). The record is from RefSeq and is a predicted model, not a curated record. The transcript is spliced from 10 exons. NCBI's taxonomy places the organism in Eukaryota, Metazoa, Chordata, Actinopteri, Gobiiformes, Gobiidae. Gene Ontology annotation, cellular component: membrane. The coding region runs from base 156 to 1214 and encodes 352 amino acids.